Exophiala viscosa is the source of this 3364-nucleotide messenger RNA. Its product is annotated as NRDE-2, necessary for RNA interference-domain-containing protein. The transcript has a single exon. The record is from RefSeq and is a predicted model, not a curated record. Gene Ontology annotation, cellular component: catalytic step 2 spliceosome. NCBI's taxonomy places the organism in Eukaryota, Fungi, Ascomycota, Eurotiomycetes, Chaetothyriales, Herpotrichiellaceae. Gene Ontology annotation, molecular function: protein binding. The coding region runs from base 216 to 3245 and encodes 1009 amino acids. Gene Ontology annotation, biological process: RNA processing; regulatory ncRNA-mediated heterochromatin formation; negative regulation of RNA catabolic process.
UGUUUGUUCCCUGAGUAUACAGUAAUCAUGUUGUUGUCUACAGUGAUUUCAAGCACGUGACCACCAAGGUUUCCCUAUUCUUUUUUCCACGCCUUGCUGUUCCUUUCCGCUGAGCACUGACCCGCAACAAGAAAUCUCCGGUCAGCGUUCUAGAACAUCGUUGAGGUCCGUUCUCGUGCUGGUACUUGAUACAUGUCAAGCAUGUUGUCCUGAGCAUGCGAUCAAGUGGACAUCUUAGCCAUCGCCAUGGGCAUAAGCCGUUUCAUCACAGAUCAUCAAAUCGGAGCACAACUGACACUCAAGGAAAUGCUCAAAGUCCCGAAACAACUUCAAUCCGGUCUGACGGAGCCACGCUUUUCAUAGAGGACCGCAAAGGAGAUCGGCGAAACCUGGAGUAUGCGUCUGCGGAUCGCUAUGCUAUUCCACGAUACUACGCAGCAGGCAAUGGUGGCUUGAUCGGGUUGGAUCGAAAGUAUCGCAUCACAUCACGGUCUGAAAGUCGUCGCGAAGUCGAGAAUGUUGAGCUCGAUUCCACCAGGAGGCCACGUAGACAAUCCUUGCUCACGAGGCCUGUCGGCGAAGAUGAACCAAACGUAAAGCUGUCAUCCCAUUCCAACAACAGCGACGAUCUGCACGAUGACUUUAUCACAUUCGAAGACAGCCGGCCGCGAAAGAAGCGGCGAACAUCGGGCCAAAGUCUCCCGUAUUCUUCUUCCCAGGAAAGUAGCGACGAGUCCGAUGUAGAUACCGAUCAAAUUAGCACCCAUGACGAAUCUACAGACGCCUUCGACGCUUUCAAGAACGAUCCCACCCAUCGUCGUUAUCUAGAGCUUUCUAGAGCUACGGCCGAAAGUCCCACGAAGCCUGAAGUGUGGCUUGCCUUUAUUGAUUAUCAAGAAACCUCGUUCAAUGGCCGACAACGUGCUCGGGAUAUAGGAACUGCUUCCUCGCGGAGCCUCGCGGAGCUGAGAAUCUCCCUUUACGAAAAGGCACUAUCUCAUGUCAGAGACCUCAAAGGCCGCCAUACCUUGAUACUCGGGCUGAUGCGCGAAGGCAGUCAGGUCUGGGACGUGCAGAAACAGACUGCGCAAUGGGAGACCUUUCUUGACAAGGACGCAUCGUUCGACCUGUGGGCCCUUUACCUGAAUUUCGUGCAGGGAAAUGCGCUGCGCUUCAAAAUGGAAACGUGCCUGGAAGUUUACAAACGGUGCUUGCAGAAGUUCGAAAGAGGUACAGAUGAGCAUGUCAGGGAUUCACAAUGCAUCUACCUCAUCUUGCGUAUGACGGUGUUUCUGUGGGACGCUGGUUAUACCGAACAAGCUGUUGGGAUGUGGCAAGCCAUGCUCGAGUACAACCUCUUCCGGCCCAACCUCAUAACAGCAAAUGACCUUAUUCCAGCCUUGGAGCAAUUUUGGACGGGCGAGGUACCCAGGAUUGGAGAAGAAGGAGCUGCUGGUUGGUCAUCAAAUACCAAUGUGGAAGUCAAAGAAAACGCCGACAAGCAACACCCGACGCUCCAAGCUCUCGAUUUUGCCUCAUGGGCAGCAGCCGAAUUUGAUCUUGAUCGAAAUGCAGGUCUCCCAGCAAGAACUUUGGACGAUGUAAGCGACGACGAUCCGUACCGAGUCCUCUUAUUCUCAGAUCUCAGCGAUUUCCUUUUCUCUAUCAAUGCGGAAAAAGGUAUCAGGCUCCUUCAGGAUGCUUUCCUCCUAUUCGUUGGGCUGCCGCCACUAACGACAUCAUCUGAAUCCAGAAGCUGGAAACAUGAUCCUUUUGUCUACGGUCGAACACCCAGCUCAUCGAGGUUUGCUCCACUGCUCAGCAGUGAAAAAGAAAUGCCCAGCCCCUCAGUCGUCUUACCAGAAAUAUAUUUCACAAUCAGGGCGGUCAUUUCUCCUCCGAACUCCGCCUUGCCGGCUGCUGGCAGAGUAGCUGGUGUGUAUUUGGACUUCGUCCGCCGAGCCGUUCUGCAGUUGACAUCGUCUCCCAUCUAUGGCCGGUCUGAUGAACUAAUGAUGGAAUAUGGUGUCGCUAUCGAAGCUGCCAUUGAUUUGAAAUCUGCUCGCAAGAUGGCUCGGGCUUUUCUAAAGCGAAAGCCCGACAGCAUGCGGCUAUACAACAUCUACGCCCUGCUUGAGUGCCAGCUUGAUAAUUUUGGUGCUGCAGAGAAGGUAUGGUCGACUGCACUAUCUAUGCAAAAAGCCCUGAAACCAGACGCUACACGGCAAGCUUUCGUUCUAUGGCGUGACUGGGCGUAUUCAUGCAUGUUUUUGAAGAAGUUCCAUCAAGCCAGAGUUCUUCUCAGUAUGAUAGCAGACGCAAAUUUCGACCCCGCCGAGAUCCUAGUUGCACAGGAGGAGGCUCCCUCGCCUGCCACUCAGAUCGAGGUUGAACAACAUAUCAAGUCCGCGUUUGAGGCUUGCCGACUUUCAGCUCAAAGCGAUCUGCUUCCAGUUCUAGUUGACCUGCUUGCUAUCGCAAAAUAUCUCAACAAUGGGCUCUGUAUUGACUCAGCAAUGGGAGCCUAUGAUGCGGCCGUAGAAACAAUCGCCAGCUCGCCGACGGUAGGUCGUGGUGUGAUUGAGACCAUACAUGAGUGCCGAGCACGACUACUUCACGCCCAUGCGACGAUGUUUGGACAGCCAUUUAAGCCCAGGGAACUUUGGCAGAUACUGUCUGAGUCUAUCCGAAGUUGUCCAGAUAAUGUUGAUCUUCUUUUAUUACAACACUUCUACUCACAGAAAGCUGGUCUGGUAGACCGCCUUCGACAGGUGGAAUCUAGCGCAGUCGAGAACCACUCGCCAGCUGAAAGGAGCAAAAACGUCAUUCCAUGCGUGUUCGAUGUGGUUGUUGAACUCAAUCGGCCUUAUUACUCGGGAAGCACGAAUCACAGCAUUCGGGCGGCUUUUCGGCGGGCUACAGAAAAAGUAUCAGCUGGCCAUGAUUGCGUGGGGCUGUGGAAGGCAUACGUGCUGUGGGAACUAUCCUUGCUCAACAACGGCUCAUAUCCAAAGGCAAAGUCAAUAGCCACCGAGGAAGGGAGGCGACCUCGACGUAAUGAGCUUAUAGACACUGUGUAUGCCUCAUUGCGAGCUUGCCCUUGGCCAAAGGAGCUCUACAUGCUUGUUUUCGCCGAUGAGGCUCUGAGGGACACCAUUGGCACCGAGGGUCUGAAACGCUUGGCUGAGAGUAUGCUGGAGAGGGGUCUGAGACUGCAUAUCGACUUCUCGGACUGGUUUCUAUGAAAGCCUGGAUAAGCGUCUAGAAUGCCUGAAUGAUAACGAGGCUGAGAGAGGCUGACAAGGCUGAGGCUUGACUCGUAGAUCUGAAUGAAAUGUUUUUAAUGACUCGCUAUUUCCGACUA